Paramecium tetraurelia is the source of this 1575-nucleotide messenger RNA. RefSeq lists its product as uncharacterized. NCBI's taxonomy places the organism in Eukaryota, Ciliophora, Oligohymenophorea, Peniculida, Parameciidae. Gene Ontology annotation, molecular function: protein binding. Gene Ontology annotation, biological process: iron-sulfur cluster assembly. Gene Ontology annotation, cellular component: cytosolic [4Fe-4S] assembly targeting complex. The record is from RefSeq and is a predicted model, not a curated record. The transcript has a single exon.
AUGAGUUUUAUAGGACCGAGAAUGAAUUGCUAAUUGCAUUAAAAAUAUCCCAUAAGUCUGCUUAAUUUAACAAAAGGGUUAUCUAAAGAAAAAAGAUUACUAUGUACUAGAUGUAAUUUACAAUUGCAAUAAAAUUUGUAUAGUAUAGAAGAAAUAUUUGAAUUUGCAGUUUCGAUCUCGAAAUCUGAGAAGGAAUAAAUGGAAAUAUUGAAAAAAGAUAAGGAUCAAUUGGCUUAAAUUAAGAAUCUCCUUGGUUAUAUCUAAGCCUAUUAUAAUAAAUUAGAAUUUGAGCAUUAAUAAUUAUUUGACUAAGUGUUAAAAAAUCUCUUUAUAAAACAAAAUGAUUCUAUUGAUACCUGCAUCUAAAAAAAAUAAUAAAGUGAUAGAAAUGAAUUGAUUGGGUUGGCAGAAUAAGCCAGCUUAAUUAUAAAAUAAAAUAGUGAUAAAAUAGAAUUAUAAGAAAACAAUUCUAUUUAGUAAUUAGCGAAACUUGAUGAAUUGAGAGGGAGAAUAAAAUUACUAUAAGAUUAAUUAAAGAUGGUAAACAAUGAUUAAUCAUAAUCUAUAAUUCUUAAUUAAAAAGCACUCUAUCCAAAAUUAGAUCCAGUUUAGGUUAUUUAAUAAAAAAAGAUUGUCGAAGGAUCUGAGUUCAUAAGAAUAGCUGAGAUUUAAUUAGAGUAAUAAAAGAUAUAUGAUAUCAAAUUUAAUAGAGAUAAUAAUCUAUUUAUUAUAGGUGGUUCAAAGUUAAAGAAUAGUAAUUGUUAUGUUUAGAUUUGGAAAUAUGAGAAUGAUUAAGUUUCAAAAAUGCAGGAUUUAGAAAAUUGCCAUUCUGGAGAUGUGAAAUCUAUUUGUUUUUCAAGUUAGGAGGAUUCAUUUUUUACAGGAAGUCAAGAUACAACUAUAAUAUAUUGGAAGAUGGAACCUUAAGGAUGGAAUAAAUCUCAAGUAUUAUAGGAUUAAAGUAGUGGAAUAAUUGGAUUAUAAUUGAGUAAUAAAGGGAAUGUAUUGGCUGCUGUUUCUAAUUCAAUAUACUUGUGGAAAAGAGAACUUAAAUAAUGGGAAAAGGUUUAGGUUUUGAAUCAUAGUAAGAAGUAGUAUUUGUGUGUUUGUUUUAAUAAUGACGAUUCUUAUUUAGCUGCAGGUAGUUCAGAUUGUCAGAUAUAUGUUUAUUAGUAUUAAAAUGGGUAAUGGAUAUUGAAAACAACAAUAUAAGAUCAAUCAUAGGAGAUCAAUUUUAUUACAUUUCUCUAAGAUUUGAAUUUAGUGGCAGUUUUAAAGGAUAACUUUAUUAAUUAUUAUGAAUAUUCACCUAACAAUUGGUACGACUCAAAGAAGUUGUCAACUUUAUCAUCCUUUUAAGUUAGUUAUAGUAAACAAAGUAAUUUUUUGACAGUGGCAUCUGGGAAAUAGAAGGAAACCUUAAUUUAUUAGGUAGACCAGAGAGAUGGACUUAAGAAGGUUUAAUAGAUUCAAGCAAAAAGUGAUUAAGUAUAUUCAUCAAAUGACGGGAAAUUAAUAGCACUAUUUGCAAAUUAGAAAUUGGAAUUCUAUUCAGAUCAAAAUAUGUUAUAUUGA